Molecule: messenger RNA, 1092 nt
Organism: Aethalodelphis obliquidens (Pacific white-sided dolphin)
Lineage: Eukaryota; Metazoa; Chordata; Mammalia; Artiodactyla; Delphinidae
Gene: PRR27
Product: proline rich 27
Exons: 15
Coding region: 1-1092 (363 amino acids)
Cellular component (GO): extracellular region
Molecular function (GO): protein homodimerization activity; zymogen binding
Source: RefSeq, a predicted model, not a curated record
AUGAAGUUCUUCCUUUUUACCUGCCUUUUGGCUGUUGCUCUUGCAAAGCAUGAGAUGGAACAUGUCUCCUCCAGUGAGGAAUCUAUCAACAUAUCCCAGGAAAAAUAUAAGCAGGGAAAGAAUGUGGUCCUUCAUCCCAGCAAGGAGAACAUUUGUUUCACAACCUGUGAGGAACCUGCUGAAGUUCCCAGGGAGAAAGUUAAGGUUACUGUGGAAGAUAAGCAAUACCUGAAACAACUGAGCAAAAUAAGUCAGUUUUAUCAGAAGUUCCCCCAAUAUAUCCAGGCUCUAUAUCAAGGUCCAACUCUUAUGAACCCAUGGGUUCAAGUUAAGAGAAGUGCUGAGCCCUUUAUUCCCACUGUGGUGAGUGCUCAGCUCUCUACCAGUGAGGAAAAUUCAAAGAAGACUGUUGAUAUGGAAUCAACUGAAGUACUCACUAAGAAAACUACAUUGACUGAAGAAGGAAAGAAUUGCCUAAAAUUUCUGGACAAAAUCAACCAAUAUUAUCAGAAAUUAACCUGGCCCCAGUAUCUCAAGACUAUUUCUCAGUAUCAGAAAACUAUGAAGCCGUGGAAUCACGUUAAGACAAAUGUUAUCCCCUAUCUGGAUUACAGCGGCAAUCCUGACAGUCCUUACCCAGUUAACCCAACUCUGAAUAUUCCUUAUCCCAUACCAGACAGUGAUUUCACUCCUCCUGUCUAUCCUACAAGGAAUAAGUUCCCCAAUUACCCUGGGAAUCCUGACCGUGAUGCCGGGGUACCCUCAUAUCCCUGGGUUCUCACUGCUCCUGGAGCCCUCCUCUACCACAUUUCUAGUUUUCCCAUACCUUCUUGGUUGUCCCAUCAUCCGCCCACUCCUUGGGCUUUCCGCCUUCUUCCUCCCUCAAAAAGACCUAUGGGACCUUAUUUCCCACCUGAUACAGCUGCACCUACUGCAGCCGAUCCAUAUGUACUUAAGUCUCUUGCCCCACCUACUACAAACCCACCUUCUAUCCCAGAGACUGAGCCACCUGCUGUGACAGAGCCUGAUGAAGCAGAUAUUGCAGCAGCUGCCCCAGGACCUCAGUCCUCUAUUUCUCUUGACCAGGAAUAA